CUCGCGGCGUCACCAGACAGAGAGGCAAGCAGCCAUGGAGCACGGUUCGAUGACGGAUUCGACCUCGUCGACGUUCUCCAUCAUGGAGGAAGACCACACCCUCGCCAACUCCGUCAGAUUCGUUCUCAACCAGGACCCAAGGGUGGAAUUUUGUGGGUAUAGCAUCCCUCAUCCUGCUGACAACAAAGUGAACAUAAGAGUUCAGACUACAGGAGAUCCAGCAAAGGAUGUUAUGGUAGAUGCUUUGCAGGACUUGAUGGUUAUGUGCCAGCAUGCAAGGGGGACAUUUGACACCGCUGUGGUUGAUUUUCGAUCGAAGCAACCAGCAGAAAGGAUGGAUAUUGAUCUGAACAAAAAUUUGUAGCUUCUUGGCAAACCUUAAGUGAAUGUUGCAAAAACAAAUACUGGACAUUUGAUAUGCUGUAAGCUAAUCUAGCUGUGUGGGGAUAAAGUCAUUGGGUCUAUUGUAAGAAAUGUUAUUAAUGGCGGGAUAAUUUGCUUCUCACUGA
Messenger RNA from Lolium rigidum, 509 nucleotides. RefSeq names its product DNA-directed RNA polymerases I and III subunit RPAC2-like. The transcript has 4 exons. NCBI's taxonomy places the organism in Eukaryota, Viridiplantae, Streptophyta, Magnoliopsida, Poales, Poaceae. The record is from RefSeq and is a predicted model, not a curated record. Gene Ontology annotation, biological process: DNA-templated transcription. Gene Ontology annotation, molecular function: protein dimerization activity; DNA-directed RNA polymerase activity; DNA binding. The coding region runs from base 35 to 364 and encodes 109 amino acids. Gene Ontology annotation, cellular component: RNA polymerase III complex; RNA polymerase I complex.